Dunckerocampus dactyliophorus (ringed pipefish) is the source of this 790-nucleotide messenger RNA. RefSeq names its product protein (peptidylprolyl cis/trans isomerase) NIMA-interacting, 4 (parvulin) (gene pin4). Gene Ontology annotation, molecular function: peptidyl-prolyl cis-trans isomerase activity; DNA binding. Bases 108 to 494 code for a protein of 128 amino acids. Gene Ontology annotation, biological process: rRNA processing. The record is from RefSeq and is a predicted model, not a curated record. NCBI's taxonomy places the organism in Eukaryota, Metazoa, Chordata, Actinopteri, Syngnathiformes, Syngnathidae. The transcript has 4 exons.
AGAAGACAAAGGCCUACUGCGCAUGUUCACCACCACACAAACUCGAAUUUACGCUAGUGUUGUUUUUCUUUUUCGCUGUCUUUUGAAAUUCGGUGUGCUUGUUUAAAAUGCCACCAAAGGGCAAAGGUGGUGGCAAAGGUGCUAAAGGAGCUGCUUCAGGAAGUGCAGAUGCUGAGAAGAAAGAUAAGACACCUAAAGGGGGCACUGCUGUCAAGGUUCGUCACAUCCUCUGUGAAAAACAUGGAAAAUGCAUAGAGGCAAUGGAGAAACUGAAGUCGGGAGUUCGUUUCAGUGAAGUAGCUUCACAAUACAGUGAAGACAAAGCAAGACAAGGGGGUGAUCUGGGUUGGAUGACGCGGGGAUCCAUGGUUGGACCUUUCCAGGAUGCUGCAUUUGCCUUGGCUGUCUCUUCCAUGGAUAAGCCUGUUUACACAGACCCACCUGUCAAGACCAAAUUUGGAUACCACAUCAUUAUGGUGGAGGGGAAAAAGUAGCAAAGAGCAACAUGAACUGAGGACAUUGAAUUCUACAUUGUGCUUUCAAAUGUCACUUCCUUGAUACAAAGUUUGUAAAGUAAGGAAAUUAAAUGAUACUUUUACUGUUUCUUGUCACCAGUAAUUGCACGCUACCAUAUCAUGGUAGUUCUUCCUUUUUUAAAACAAACUAAUGAAAGCUUAUCAGUUACACAGUUAAUUAAAGGUAAACUGCUUCCUUUGACAAGAAUAUAAUUCACUAAAGAAGUAACUUAAGUUGUACGCAAUAAAUAAGACUCUUGUGUAAACACAUGAAA